This is a messenger RNA of Dictyostelium discoideum AX4, 867 nucleotides long. RefSeq lists its product as hypothetical. The transcript has a single exon. Lineage: Eukaryota; Evosea; Eumycetozoa; Dictyosteliales; Dictyosteliaceae. Bases 1 to 867 code for a protein of 288 amino acids. The record is from RefSeq and is a predicted model, not a curated record.
AUGUCAAAAUUAGUCUCACAGUGGUUAAAUGAAUCAUUCAAAGUUAUCAGAAAGAGUCAAGUAAUAAAAUAUAAAGUACACUUAAAAAAUGUAGACGAUAGCAUUAAAGAAUAUUUUGAAAAACCAGACACAUUAAUAAGAGUCAAAAAAGGUAUGGUAUUAUUAACAGAAAAUCUUGACUCAGUAAAAUUUGCAUCCUCUUGCUUUGACGAAGUGGAAGUGGAAAAUUCAACAAAGAUUAGUUUCCCAUUAAAAUUGAAACAACUGGAAUCUUUAGAUUAUUUGGAUGCGAUGCCUGAAGAACUCUCAUCAAAGGUAGUCGAACGUCGAACAUUUCCAAAAGAGAUAUCUUUCACCUUUGUUAAUCUUGAUGAGAAAUGGGACACACAUCAAUUAACAAAGACUAUAGAAAAUCUUGAUUUUCCCAAAAAAAAACUCCUACAAACCUAUUACGCUCAGCAUGAGCAAGAGCAAGAGCAAGAGCAAGAGCAAGAGCAAGAGCAAGAGCAAGAGCAAGAGCAAGAGCAAGAGCAACAGCAACAAUUUAUCCCCAGAACUAAUAACUAUGAAGAUUUCAAAAUAUUACAAAAAAAACUAAGUAGACAGAAAAUACAACAACAAAUGAUCAAAAAGGAAAUCAAAAGAAGCUUCAAAAAAAACAAAAACAAAAAUAACAACAACGACCACAAAAAGAACAAAUUCGACAACAACGACCACAACAAGAACAAAUUCGACAACAAAUUCGACAACAACAAGAUGAAAAAGAGUGACAAGACGAUAAAGAGGAAAAACAACACAAAAACAACACCAACCACAAGAACAACACAAACUACAAGAACAACACCAACAAAAAAAACACAAGAAUAA